UCGCGCGACUUGGGUGGCCCCGCCCCUCUCCUCCUCCUGGUUGACGAGACGCCGCCGCUGCCGCUUCUCAUUCUGUUUUCCGGCGGAGGAAGGAAGGAAGGAAGGGAGGGAAGAAAGAAGGAAAGAAGGAAAGGAGGACGGCGACAGACCUGAUGGCAAAUGCAUAGGCAGACAUGGCUGCCAUGGUUCCCCCGGUGAAGCUAAAAUGGCUGGAGCACCUGAACAGCUCGUGGAUCACGGAGGAUAUCGAGUCCAUUGCCACGCGGGAGGGGGUGGCGGUUCUCUACACCAAGCUAGUGGGCAACAAGGAGGUGGUGCCCUUGCCCCAGCAGGUGCUCUGCCUCAAGGGGCCCCAGCUGCCUGACUUUGAGCGCGAGUCCCUGUCCAGCGACGAGCAGGACCACUACCUCGAUGCCCUCCUCAGCAGCCAGCUGGCCCUGGCCAAGAUGGUGUGCUCCGAUUCGCCCUUCGCCGGCGCCCUCUGCAAGCGCCUUCUGGUCCUGCAGCGCGUCUUCUAUGCCCUUUCCAACAAGUACCAUGACAAGGGCAAGGUCAAACAGCAACAGCACUCCCCUGAGAGCAGCAUGGGGUCAGUAGAUGUCCACUCAGUCAGUGAGCGGCCGCGGUCGAGCACAGAUGCCCUGAUCGAGAUGGGGGUGCGGACGGGGCUCAGCCUCCUGUUUGCAUUGCUGAGGCAGAGCUGGAUGAUGCCGGCCUCGGCUGGGACAGGGCUGAGCCUUUGCAACGAUGUCAUCCGCACGGCCAUUGAGGUGGUCAGCUCCCUGCCCCCGCUCUCCCUAGCCAACGAGAGCAAGAUCCCGGCCAUGGGGUUGGACUGCCUUUCUCAGGUCACUGCCUUCCUGAAAGGAGUGACCGUCCCCAACUCUGGGGCGGACACGCUGGGACGGCGCCUGGCCUCUGAGCUGCUGCUGGGCCUGGCUGCCCAGCGCGGCUCCUUACGCUACCUCCUGGAGUGGAUCGAGAUGGCACUGGGUGCAUCGGCUGUGGUCAACGCCAUGGAGAAGAACAGGGCCCUGCCUGCCCAGGAGGGCAUGGUCGGCUUCGACUGCUUCAUGAACAUACUCAUGCAGAUGCGCCGGUCAUUGGGAUCGUCUGCUGAUCGAAGCCAGUGGAAAGAACCAACACGAACCUCUGAUGGCUUAUGCUCACUUUACGAGGCAGCCUUGUGCCUCUUUGAGGAGGUCUGCCGCAUGGCCUCCGACUAUUCCCGCACAUGCGCCAGCCCUGACAGCAUCCAGACCGGCAGCGACGCUCCCGUUAUCUCGGAGACAUGCGAGGUCUACGUUUGGGGCAGCAACAGCAGUCACCAACUGGUGGAAGGCACCCAGGAGAAGAUCCUUCAGCCCAAGUUGGCCCCCAGCUUUUCCGAUGCGCAGACAAUUGAAGCCGGACAGUACUGCACCUUUGUCAUAUCCACAGAUGGCUCUGUCCGGGCCUGUGGCAAAGGCAGCUACGGGCGGUUAGGACUCGGCGAUUCCAACAAUCAAUCCACUCUGAAGAAGCUGACCUUUGAGCCUCACCGGUCGAUCAAGAAGGUGUCAUCAUCCAAAGGCUCGGAUGGCCACACGCUGGCCUUCACCACCGAAGGGGAGGUCUUCAGCUGGGGAGACGGCGACUAUGGGAAGCUGGGCCAUGGGAACAGCUCCACACAGAAGUACCCCAAACUCAUCCAGGGCCCCUUGCAAGGAAAGGUUGUGGUGUGCGUUUCAGCUGGAUACCGACACAGCGCUGCCGUGACCGAAGAUGGCGAAUUAUACACCUGGGGAGAAGGAGAUUUUGGGCGGCUAGGUCACGGUGACAGCAACAGUCGCAACAUUCCCACUCUGGUCAAGGACAUCAGCAACGUGGGCGAGGUCUCUUGCGGCAGCUCCCACAGCAUCGCUUUAUCCAAAGAUGGGCGCACCGUUUGGUCCUUUGGAGGAGGAGACAAUGGCAAACUCGGCCAUGGCGACACCAACAGAGUCUACAAACCUAAAGUGAUAGAGGCGCUGCAGGGAAUGUUCAUCAGGAAGGUUUGUGCUGGGAGCCAGUCGUCGCUGGCGCUGACCUCAACAGGGCAGGUCUACGCCUGGGGCUGUGGGGCCUGCUUGGGGUGCGGCUCUUCCGAAGCAACUGCCCUCCGGCCCAAACUGAUCGAGGAGCUGGCCGCUACUCGGAUUGUGGAUAUCUCCAUCGGGGACAGCCACUGCUUGGCGCUUUCACACGAUAACGAGGUGUAUGCCUGGGGCAACAACUCCAUGGGGCAGUGCGGCCAGGGCAACUCCACCGGCCCCAUCACCAAGCCCAAGAAAGUGAGUGGCCUGGACGGAGUGGCCAUCCAGCAGAUCUCGGCCGGGACCUCCCACAGCCUGGCCUGGACGGCCCUGCCCAGGGACAGGCAAGUGGUGGCCUGGCAUCGGCCUUACUGUGUGGAUCUCGAAGAAAGCACCUUUUCGCACCUCCGCUCUUUCCUGGAACAAUAUUGCGACAAAAUCAACAGCGAAGUUCCUCCUCUUCCUUUCCCUUCUUCUAGGGAGCACCACCACUUCCUGAAGCUGUGCCUGAAGCUGCUCUCCAACCACCUGGCCUUAGCCUUGGCCGGCGGAGUGGCCACCAGCAUCCUGGGCAGGCAGGCUGGGCCCCUGCGCAACCUCCUCUUCCGGCUGAUGGACUCCUCCGUCCCAGAUGAAAUCCAGGAAGUAGUGAUUGAGACCCUCUCAGUUGGUGCCACAAUGCUACUUCCGCCCUUGAGGGAGAGAAUGGAGCUGCUGCAUUCGCUGCUGCCACAAGGCCCCGACCGAUGGGAGAGCCUCUCCAAAGGACAGCGGAUGCAGCUGGACAUCAUCCUGACCAGCCUGCAGGACCACACGCACGUGGCCUCCCUGCUGGGCUACAGCUCCCCUUCGGACGCUACGGACAUCUCUUCGCUCUGCAUGGCCUACGCAAGCCUCUCCGACCCCACCUUUGGCUCCCAGAGCAACCAUCCGGACACCCACCUGGCUGAAAUCCUCAUGAAGACCCUCCUGCGCAAUCUGGGGUUUUAUACCGACCAGGCCUUUGGGGAGCUGGAAAAGAACAGCGACAAGUUCCUUCUGGGGACGUCCUCCUCCGAGAACAGCCAGCCGGCCCACCUGCAUGAGCUCCUCUGCUCCCUCCAGAAGCAGCUCCUGGCCUAUUGCCACAGCAGCAGCCUCGGGGAGAACUCCAGCAGCAGUGUGGCCCUGCUUCACAAGCACCUGCAGCUCCUCCUACCGCACGCCACAGACAUCUUUUCCCGCUCUGCCAUUCUGUUGAAGGAGAGUUCCUGGAACGGCAGCGUUGGCGAAAAGCUCAGAGACGUGGUGUACGUCUCUGCAGCAGGAAGCAUGCUUUGCCAGAUCGUGAAUUCCCUGCUGCUGCUGCCAGUCUCGGUCGCUCGGCCAUUGCUGAGUUUCCUCCUGGACCUCCUGCCCCCUCUGGACUGCCUCAACCGACUGCUCCCAGCAGCGGCGCUUCUGGAAGAUCAGGAGCUGCAGUGGCCACUCCAUGGUGGUCCGGAGCUGGUGGACCCGUCCGGGGUGCCCUUGCCACAGCCGGCCCAGUCCUGGGUCUGGCUGGUCGACCUGGAGCGGACAGUGGCGCUGCUGAUCGGUCGCUGCCUGGGAGGGAUGCUGCAGGGCCCCCCCGCCUCGCCUGAGGAGCAGGACACCUCCUUCUGGCUCAAGACCCCCCUCUUCAGCGACGGGGUCGAGGUGGACGUCCCACAACUAGAGAAGUCCAUGAGUUCUCUGCUGGAAGCCGCCCUCUCCGGCAAUGAGGAGCAGAAGCCCUUUGACUACAAGCUGCGCCCGAACAUCUCCGUGUUUGUGGACCUUGCCUUGGGCUGUGCUAAGGAGCCGGCCCGGAGCCUCUGGGUCAGCAUGCAGGACUACGCCACCAGCAAAGAUUGGGACAGUGCCACGCUGAGCAGCGAGUCCCUCUUGGACACCGUCUCCAGGUUUGUCCUGGCUGCCCUUUUGAAGCACACCGGCCUCCUCGACCAGGCCAGCGGAGAGAGCAGAUACCAGCCAGGCAAAGCUCUGGUCGAAGUGUAUCGGUGCGUGUACAAAGUCCGAAGCCGUUUGCUUGCCUGCAAGAACAUGGAGCUCAUUCAGACCCAGUCAUCUUCAAGAGACCGAUGGCUGUCAGAGAAUCUAGACUCCUCGGAGCUGGAUGCACAGGAGAGUUCCUUCACGCGCACCAUUGAUGAGGAGGCGGAGAUGGAGGAGCAGGCCGAGCGCGAGAGGGAAGAGGGCCACCUGGAGCAGGAGGAGGAGGAAGAGGAGCAUGAGCACGAAGUGAUGACGGCUGGCAAAAUCUUUCAAUGUUUCCUAUCAGCCCGCGAAGUGGCACGCAGCCGGGAGCGGAGCAGCGGUGGAGGGGCUGGGGCGCGCCUGGAGGGGGAGCUGCCCCCGGGGUCCCCACAGGAGUGGCGCGGCAGCAGGGAGCUGCUCCUCCCGGAAGGGCAGGAUGUCUACACCGCCGCCUGCAACGCCGUGGUCCACCGCUGUGCCCUGCUAAUCCUGGGGGUCAGCCCUGUGGUGGAGGAGCUGCAGCGGCAAAGGAGAGAGGAAGGGCUGGCCCCACAGCAGCAGCCACCGCCGUCUCUCUCCGGAGGAGGCGGCUCCGAAGGGGGAGCAGGAGGAGGGCUCAUGACCAGAAGCGAGAGCCUGAUGGCUGAGAGCCACUCAGUCCAUUCCAUGUCCAACUACAAGCUGCUGAAGUCACGGAGCGAGUCGGACCUGUCUCAACCUGAAUCCGACGAAGAAGGCUACUCCCUGAAUGGACGGCGAAAUGUGGACCUGGAUUUGGCAUCAUCGCAUAGAAAGAGGGGUGUGGGGCACAGUCCCAUGGAGGCCCUGAGCGACUCCUGGGCGCGCCUGAAGCAGCGAGACUGGCUCUACGGCUCCUCCUCCUGCCUCUUCGGGGAGUCGUUGUUGGACUUUGACCCCACCCAGGCUGUGGGGCUCCACACCAUCAUCGAGAACGUGGUGGGCUUCGUCAGCGGAGAUGUGGGCAGCCCGCCGGGCUUUAAGGAGCCCGAGGAGAGCAUGUCCACCAGCCCCCAGGCCUAUGUCCUGGCCAUGGAGCAGCAGCAGCAGCGCGCCGAGCUGCGCUUGGAGGCCCUGCACCAGAUCCUGGUCCUGCUCUCCGGGAUGGAGGAGGAGAAGGGCAACAGUAGCACCUCUGCUGCCUCCGCCUCCACCGCCGUGUCCCCCCUGGGGCUUCGCCAAGGGCUGGCCUUCCCGUCGGCCUCCCUCCUCACCUCGGUGCGGCUGCAGUUCCUGGCUGGGUGCUUUGGCCUGGGCUCUGUGGGCCACACAGGCACCAAGGGGGAGAGUGUCCGCCUCCAUCACUACCAGGACGGCAUCCGGGCCGCCAAGAGGAACAUCCAGGCAGAGAUCCAAGUGGCGGUGCACAAGAUCUAUCAGCAGCUGUCGGCCACGCUGGAAAGGGCCCUCCAAGCAAAUAAACACCACAUUGAGGCCCAGCAGCGCCUCCUGCUGGUGACGGUCUUUGCGCUGAGUGUCCAUUACCAGCCAGUGGACGUCUCCUUGGCCAUCUCCACUGGCCUGCUCAACGUCCUCUCCCAGCUCUGUGGGACCGACACCAUGCUGGGACAGACCCUGCAGCUCCUCCCCAAGUCUGGCGUCUCCCAGCUCAGCACCGCCCUCAAGGUCGCCAGCACUAGGCUUCUCCAGAUCCUCGCCAUCACCACCGGGACCUACGCGGACAAGCUGAGCCCCAAAGUGGUGCAGUCCUUGCUGGACCUGCUGUGCAGUCAGCUAAAGAACCUGCUCUCACAGGCUGGAGGGAUGCUCAUGGCCUCCUUUGGGAAGAAAGAGGGUGGCGAACAAGAGCUGGAGGACGAGAAGAAAACCGAAUCCAGUGGAGAGAGCGAGAGGAAGGACUUCAGAGUAGCUCUCCGGAAACAGCACGCAGCCGAGUUGCAUCUAGGCGAUUUCUUAGUCUUCCUGAGGAGGGUGGUUUCUUCCAAAGCCAUCCAAUCCAGGAUGGCUUCUCCGAAGUGGACAGAAGUACUGCUGAAUAUCGCCUCCCAGAAGUGCUUCUCAGGCGUUCCUCUGGUGGGCAACCUGCGCACUCGGCUGCUGGCCCUGCACGUCCUGGAAGCCGUCCUGCCCGCCUGCGAAUCUGGGGUGGAAGAUGACCAGAUGGAUCAGGUGAUUGAGCGUCUCUUUUCCCUCCUUUCGGACUGCAUGUGGGAGAGUCCCGUGGCACAAGCGAAGCACAUCAUUCAGAUCAAGGAGAAGGAGCAAGAAAUUAAGCUGCAGAAACAGGGGGAGUCAGAAGAAGAGGAUGAGAACCUCCCGAUCCAGGAAGUGUCUUUUGACCCGGAGAAGGCCCAGUGCUGUGUUGUGGAGAAUGGGCAGAUCCUGACCCACGGGAGCGGCGGGAAGGGCUAUGGCCUGGCCUCCACCGGCGUCACCUCUGGCUGCUACCAGUGGAAGUUCUACAUCGUGAAGGAGAAUCGGGGCAAUGAAGGGACUUGUGUGGGCGUCUCCCGCUGGCCGGUCCACGACUUCAACCACCGCACAACCUCGGACAUGUGGCUCUACCGUGCCUACAGCGGGAACCUCUACCAUAAUGGGGAACAGACCCUAACGCUGACCAGCUUCACCCAAGGAGACUUCAUCACCUGCGUGCUGGACAUGGAGGCCAGGACUAUCUCCUUCGGCAAGAACGGAGAGGAACCCAAGCUGGCUUUUGAAGACGUGGAUGCGGCAGAGCUCUACCCGUGUGUGAUGUUUUAUAGCAGCAAUCCUGGAGAGAAGGUCAAGAUAUGCGACAUGCAGAUGCGUGGGACGCCACGGGACCUGCUCCCAGGGGACCCCAUUUGCAGCCCUGUAACCACAGUGCUGGCAGAGGCCACCGUCCAGCUCAUCCGCAUCCUCCACCGGACAGACCGCUGGACGCACUGCAUCAACAAGAAGAUGACGGAGCGGCUGCACAAGAUCAAGGGCUGCCUCAAGGAGGCCUCCUCCGCCCCCUCUGUCCCCGGGCAGAAGCUGAAGAAGAGCCGCUCGGUGCAGAGCCGAGAUGAGAGCGAGGCCCGCGAGGAGAAGGAGAUAGAGGAGCGAAGCAAGCCUGGUUCAGGAGGGGGGCGUCAUGGCCUGGCUGACCUUUCGGAGCCCCAGCUGAAGAUCCUCUGCACGGAGGUCUGGCCCGUGCUUGCUGUCAUUGGCGGAGUGGAUGGCGGGCUGCGGGUUGGAGGGCGCUGCAUCCACCGCCAGACCGGGCGCUACGCAACGCUGCUGGGAGUGGUCAAGGAAGGCAGUGCCUCCGCCAAGGUCCAGUGGGAUGAGGCCGAGAUCACCAUCAGCUUCCCAACUUUUUGGUCGCCUAGUGACACGCCCCUGUAUAACCUGGAGCCGUGCGAGCCCCUGCCCUUUGACGUGGCGCGCUUCCGAGGGCUGACAGCCACCGUGUUGUUGGACCUCACCUUCCUGACCGGGAUCCAUGAAGAGGCUGGGAAGCCGUGCCCCAAGCGGCACGAGAAGAAGCACCGGAAUGACCCUGAAGACCGGGUGGAGGCUGAGCAGAAGUCCGAUGAAGUGGACGCCACUGCCACAGAGUCGACACCCAGCACCGAGGAGGGCAGGGGACAUUCUCGGUUCGAAAGCGAGGGUGGCCCCUUCCUCUUGGAAGCCAUCUCCUUCGGCGUGACAGCAGAGGGACCACACCCCAACGCCGAGGGCAAACGCAAGAACCAUGACCACGGCCCCAAGAGCCACGAGGCUGCCAUGCAGUCGGAGAUCCGGGCAGUGCAGCUGUCGUACCUCUACCUGGGCGCCAUGAAGUCGCUUGGCACCCUCCUGAGCUGCAGCAAGUACGCCGAGCUGCUUCUGAUCCCCAAGGUCCUGGCCGAGAGUGGGCACAACUCAGACUGCGCCAGCUCCCCGGUCGUCCACGAGGAGGCUGAGAUGCGGGCCGCCCUGCAGUUCCUCAUGCGCCACAUGGUCAAGCGGGCAGUCAUGCGCUCGCCCAUCAAGCGGGCCCUGGGACUGGCAGAUCUGGAGCGUGCACAGGCCAUGGUCUACAAGCUGGUGGUCCACGGGAUGCUGGAGGAGCAGGGCAGCAGCAGCCGGACCAAGACAGAGGUGGACCCUCAGGCGGAGGAGGGUGAGGGGCCCCCGCAGGCCCAGACGCCAGUCACCACCAGCCCCUCGGCCUCCAGCACCACUUCCUUCAUGAGCAGCUCCCUGGAGGACACCACCACCGCUACCACCCCGGUCACCGACACCGAGACCGUCCCCGCCUCCGAGUCGCCCGGCGUCCUGCCCCUCAGCCUCCUCCGGCAAAUGUUCUCCAGCUACCCGACAACAGCUGCCCUCCCUGCGAGGCGGGCCCAGACCCCGCCAGUCUCCUCGUUGCCCACCUCCCCCUCGGACGACGUGGGCCGCCGGCAGUCCCUCACCUCCCCAGACUCCCAGUCUGCGCGGCCUGCCAACCGCACAGCUUUGUCAGACCCCAGCAGCCGCCUCUCGACCUCCCCGCCUCCGCCAGCCAUCGCGGUGCCUCUGCUGGAAAUGGGCUUCUCCCUCCGGCAGAUCGCCAAAGCCAUGGAAGCCACAGGUGCGAGAGGUGAGGCAGAUGCCCAGAACAUCACAGUGCUGGCCAUGUGGAUGAUUGAGCACCCGGGGACCGAGGAGGAGGAGUCACAUCCGGGAGAAGAGGCCGGGGUGGACACGCGCCUCCAGGGGGUGGGGACGGGCCUCUCAGGAGGCAAGUCCAGUGACCAGUGCUUCCUGCAGUCCCCAGGAGACAUCCCUUCUGCUGACGCCCCUGAGAUGGAGGAAGCCUUCGGUGAAAGCCACGAUAACAUGGAGAACGGGGAAAACACCGCGUCAGGAAGUGGACCCGCCUCCAGAGGACGCUCUGCCGUCACCCGGAGACACAAGUUCGACUUGGCGGCCCGAACGCUGCUGGCACGAGCAGCGGGAUUGUACCGCUCUGUACAGGCCCACAGGAACCAGAGCCGGAGGGAAGGGGUCUCCCUGCCACAGGACCCGGGCGCCUUCUACGACUUCAACCUGGACGAAGAGCUGGAGAUCGACCUGGACGACGAGGCUAUGGAGGCCAUGUUUGGGCAGGACCUGGCCAGUGAUAAUGACAUUCUGGGAAUGUGGCUCCCAGAGGUACUGGAUUGGCCGACCUGGCACGUUUGCGAGUCGGAAGACCGGGAGGAGGUGGUGGUGUGUGAGCUGUGCGAGUGCAGCGUGGUCAGCUUCAACCAGCACAUGAAGAGGAAUCACCCAGGCUGCGGCCGCAGCGCCAAUCGCCAGGGCUACCGCAGCAACGGCUCCUACGUCGAUGGCUGGUUUGGUGGGGAGUGCGGCAGCGGGAACCCCUACUACCUCCUUUGCGGAAGCUGCCGGGAGAAGUACCUGGCCCUCAAGAGCAAGAGCAAGACCUCCGCCUCAGAAAGGUACAAAGGACAAGCCCCCGACCUGAUUGGCAAGCAAGAGAGCGUCUAUGAAGAGGACUGGGACAUGUUGGACGUGGACGAGGAGGAGAAGCUGACCGGGGAGGAGGAGUUUGAGCUGCUGGCCGGACCCCUUGGCCUCAACGACCGCCGAAUCGUUCCUGAGCCGGUCCAGUUCCCAGACAGCGACCCGCUGGGGGCAUCUGUGGCCAUGGUCACCGCCACCAACAGCAUGGAGGAAACACUCAUGCAGAUCGGCUGCCAGGGCUCGGUGGAUAAGGGCUCCUUGGGCCGCGUGACGCUGGGGGAGCAGGCGGCUGCCCUGGUGAACCCGCAUGACCGGCUGGUGGCACUGCGCCGGGUGACAGCGGCCGCCCAAGUGCUCCUGGCCAGGACCAUGGUAAUGCGUGCCCUCUCCCUCCUCUCCGUCAGCGGUUCCAGUUGCAGCCUGGCCGCAGGGCUAGAGUCUCUUGGCCUGACGGACAUCCGGACCUUGGUGCGUCUGAUGUGCCUGGCUGCCGCCGGUCGUGCGGGACUCUCCACGGGACCCUGCUCCUCCUCCUCUUCCACUUCCUCCUCCUCUGCCUCGGGGGCUGCAGAGAGGUCGCGGGGAGCUCUCCACAGCAAGAUGAGCAAGCCCAUCUCCUGCCUGGCCUACCUCAGCACUGCUGUCGGCUGCCUGGCCUCCAACUCACCCAGUGCUGCCAAGCUCCUAGUCCAUCUCUGCACACAGAACCUGAUUUCGGCCGCCACAGGAGUCAACCUGACCACAGUGGAUGACCCGGUGCAGCGGAAGUUCCUGCCCAGCUUCCUGCGUGGGAUCGCCGAGGAGAACAAGCUGGUGACAUCCCCCAACUUUGUGGUGACCCAGGCGCUGGUGGCCCUGUUGGCCGACAAGGGGGCCAAGCUGCGGCCCAAUUAUGACAAAGCCGAGGUGGAGAAGAAAGGCCCACUGGAGCUGGCUAAUGCACUAGCCGCUUGCUGCCUCUCUUCAAGGUUGUCCUCACAGCACCGGCAGUGGGCCGCCCAGCAACUGGUCCGCACCCUGGCUGCGCACGACCGCGACAACAGCCAGAGCAUCCCCCAGACCUUAGCCGACAUGGCCUCCGACCUGCGCAAGUGCGCCUCCAUCAAGCUGGAGGCCCACCAGAACCGGGUCACCACUUGCGUUUGGUGCAACAAGAAGGGCCUCUUGGCCACAAGCGGCAAUGAUGGGACGAUCCGGGUGUGGAGCAUAACAAAGAAGCAGUACUCCUUGCAGCAGACCUGUGUCUUCAUUAAACUGGAAGGCGAAGCAGAGGAUAGCAGCCCGGGCUCCCCCAGCGACCCCAGUCUCUCCCUGGCCUGUUGGAGCCCCAGUGGGCGCUUCCUGGCUGGAGCCUUGGAAAAGAUGGUCAACAUCUGGCAGGUCAACGGCGGGAAAGGCCUACUGGAUGCCCAACCACACUGGGUCUCGGCGCUGUCCUGGGCAGAGGAGGGUUCGGCCGCAGUCUGGACUGGGGAGGUGGCCCCCGAGGCACUGCUGGUGGGGCGCAUGGACGGCUCCCUCGGCCUCAUUGAAGUCCUGGACGCCUCUGCCAUGCGCCGCCUGGAGCUGGAGCACUGCUACCGCAAGGACGUGUCGGUGACCUGCCUGGCGUGGUUCAGCGAAGACAAGCCUUUUGCGGUGGGCUAUUUGGACGGGAAGCUACUGAUUGGCACCAAAGAGGAGCCCCUUGGGAAAGGAGGCAUUGUCCUGGUCGAUGCCCACAAGGACAGUCUCCUGAGCCUGAAGUGGGACCCAACCGGCCGGAUCCUGCUGACCUGCGCCAAGGAGGAGUUAGUCAAGCUCUGGGGCUUCUCUGUGGCCGGAGGCUGGUGCCACUUGCACUCCCUCCCCCACCCGGGCCCGGUGACCACCACUGCCUGGUGCGGCCUCCCAGGACGGGGGCCCAAGCCUCAGCUCUUACUGGCCACCGGGUGCCAAAACGGCUUGCUGUGCGUCUGGACGGUCCCCCAAGACGAGCUUUUGCAACGCCAGCCCAACCUCAAUGGCGCCGAAGGAUGGUGGGACGAGGAGGCUGCCGGGAAGGAGGCCUAUAGGUGCGUCUUCCAGCUGCGGGGACACAUCACUCCGGUCCGGACGGUGACCUUCAGCUCGGAUGGACUAACCCUGGUUUCAGGGGGCCUGGGGGGCUUGGUCAACAUCUGGUCGCUCCGGGAUGGUUCUGUUUUGCAGAGUGUGGUGAUUGGUUCCGGAGCUGUUCAGGCAGCUGUCUGGAUCCCUGACGUUGGAGUUGCCACUUGCUCUAAUCGAUCCAAGGACGUGCUGGUGGUCAACUGCACCCCUGACUGGAUCUCCUCCAGCCACGUCUUGGCCACCUGCCGGAGCGCCUUAAAGCAACAGGGCAUUGUGGGCCUGAACAUGGCUCCCUGCAUGAGGGCCUUUCUGGAGCGCCUGCCCAUCAUGCUCCAGGAGCAGUACGCCUAUGAGAAGCCGUACGUCGUAUGUGGGGACCAGCUGGUGCACAGUCCAUACCUGCAGUGCCUGGCCUCGCUGGCAGUGGGGCUGUGCCUGGACCGGCUGCUGUGCCGCGCGCCUGUGGCCCCGCACCUCCUGCACCAGCAGCAGCAUCAGCACCAGCAGGGAGGCCUGCCCCCAGAACUACCCGCAGCCUGGAGCCCCUCCGAGUGGGCCUGGCUGGAGUGCUUCUCCACCACCGUCAAGGCCGCCGAAGCCCUGGCCAGGGGCACUGCCUUCCCCGAGGCCUUCGCCGUCCCCGACCUGGAGCCCGUCCCCGAAGAGGAGCUCGCCCUCCUGAUGGACAACAGCAAAUGGAUCAACGGCAUGGACGAGCAGAUCAUGUCCUGGGCGACAUCGCGCCCUGAGGACUGGCACCUUGGCGGGAAGUGCGACGUCUUCCUGUGGGGCGCCGGGCGUCACGGGCAACUGGCAGAAGCCGGGAGGAACGUCCUGGUGCCGCUUCCCGCCCCCUCCUUCUCGCAGGCCCAGCAGGUCAUUUGUGGCCAGAACUGCACCUUUGUGAUCCAGGCGAAUGGGACGGUCCUGGCCUGUGGAGAAGGGAGCUACGGCCGCCUGGGGCAAGGCAAUUCGGAUGACCUCCACGUGCUGACCGUCAUCUCUGCACUGCAAGGUUUCGUGGUCACUCAACUGGUGACAUCCUGCGGCUCGGACGGCCAUUCCAUGGCCCUGACGGAGAGUGGGGAGGUGUUCAGCUGGGGAGAUGGGGAUUAUGGGAAGCUGGGCCACGGGAACUCUGACCGGCAGCGGCGGCCACGGCAGAUCGAGGCCCUGCAAGGAGAGGAAGUUGUGCAGAUGUCCUGCGGCUUCAAGCACUCGGCCGUGGUGACCGCCGACGGGAAGCUCUUCACCUUUGGGAACGGGGACUAUGGCCGGCUGGGCCUGGGCAACACCUCCAAUAAGAAGCUCCCGGAGAGAGUGGCUGCGCUGGAGGGAUACCAGAUUGGAGAGGUGGCCUGUGGGCUGAACCACACCCUAGUCGUGUCCACGGAUGGCUCCAUGGUCUGGGCCUUUGGUGACGGAGACUAUGGGAAGCUGGGCCUGGGAAACUCCACCGCCAAAUCCUCACCACAGAAAGUAGACAUUUUGUGCGGAAUUGGGAUUAAGAAAGUGGCCUGUGGGACCCAGUUUUCGGUGGCAUUGACCAAGGACGGCCACGUCUACACCUUUGGACAAGACCGGCUGAUCGGCUUGCCUGAAGGCCGGGCCCGCAACCACAACCGGCCACAGCAGGUCCCGGCCUUGUCGGGGCUCUUUGUGGAAGACAUCGCCGUGGGAGCAGAGCACACGCUGGCCCUUUCCGCCUCGGGGGACGUCUAUGCCUGGGGCAGCAACUCCGAAGGGCAGCUGGGCCUGGGCCACACCAACCAUGUCCGGGAGCCCACCCUCGUCACCUCCCUGCAAGGCAAGAGCGCCCGGCAGAUCUCUGCCGGUAGGUGCCACAGCGCCGCAUGGAGCUGCCCGCCCGUUCCCCCGCGAGCGCCAGGGGUGUCGGUGCCGCUGCAGCUGGGUCUGCCAGAUGCAGUGCCGCCGCAGUUUGGGGCCUUGAAGGAGGUGAGUCCCCACACGGUGCGGGCCCGGCUGCGCCUGCUCUACCACUUCUCCGACUUGAUGUACUCCUCCUGGCGCCUCCUCAACCUCAGCCCCAACAACCAGAACAGCACCUCCCAUUACAAUGCGGGGACCUGGGGCAUCGUCCAGGGGCAGCUACGCCCACUGCUGGCGCCCAGGGUCUACACACUGCCCAUGGUGCGUUCCAUCGGGAAGACCAUGGUGCAGGGCAAGAACUACGGGCCCCAGAUCACUGUCAAGAGGAUCUCCACCAGAGGCCGCAAGUGCAAGCCCAUCUUCGUGCAAAUCGCCAGGCAAGUGGUCAAGCUCAACGCCUCGGACCUGCGCCUCCCAUCCCGCGCCUGGAAGGUUAAGCUGGUUGGGGAAGGGGCCGACGACGCCGGGGGGGUCUUCGACGACACCAUCACCGAAAUGUGCCAGGAACUCGAAACCGGGGUGGUCGACCUCCUUAUCCCGUCCCCAAAUGCUUCAGCCGAAGUCGGCUACAAUAGGGACAGGUUCCUCUUCAACCCCUCGGCCUUCCUGGAGGAGCACCUGCUGCAGUUCAAGUUUCUGGGGGUGCUGAUGGGGGUGGCCGUCCGCACCAAGAAGCCCCUGGACCUGCACUUGGCCCCCUUGGUCUGGAAGCAGCUCUGCUGCAUCCCGCUGGCCCUGGAGGACCUGGAGGAGGUGGACCUUCUCUACGUCCAGACCCUCAACAGCAUUCUUCACAUUGAAGAUGGCGGCAUCACCGAGGAGAACUUCCACGAGAUGAUCCCUCUGGAUUCCUUCGUGGGGCAGAGCGCCGAUGGGAAAAUGGUGCCCAUCAUCCCUGGAGGGAACAGCAUCCCGCUCACCUUCUCCAAUCGCAAGGAGUACGUGGAGAGGGCCAUCGAGUACCGGCUCCACGAAAUGGACCGGCAGGUGGCAGCUGUGCGCGAGGGCAUGUCGUGGAUCGUGCCCGUGCCGCUGCUCUCGCUGCUGACUGCCCGGCAACUGGAGCAGAUGGUGUGCGGCAUGCCGGAGAUCUCGGUGGAGGUGCUGAAGAAGGUGGUGCGCUACCGGGAGGUGGACGAGGCCCACACGCUGGUGCAGUGGUUCUGGCGUACGCUGGAGGAGUUCUCCAACGAGGAGCGUGUCCUCUUCAUGCGCUUCGUCUCCGGCCGCUCUCGCCUCCCUGCCAACACUGCCGACAUCUCCCAGCGCUUCCAGAUAAUGAAGGUCGAUCGGCCUUACGACAGCCUGCCUACCUCACAGACCUGCUUCUUCCAGCUGCGGCUGCCCCCGUACUCCAGCCAGAGCGUCAUGGCCGAGCGCUUGCGCUAUGCAAUCAACAACUGCCGCUCCAUCGACAUGGAUAAUUACAUGCUGUCGCGCAAUGUGGACAACGCCGAGGGCUCCGACACAGACUACUGACCCCUUCUUCCCUUUCCUCCACUUCCUCUUCCUCCUUCCGGGGACAAGAGCCAAUGCCGCCACCUCCCUCUUCUUGCACAUCGUGCCCUUGUCAGGUUUCAGUGUCAAAAACCAUUUUACUGAUGACAUUAUAGGUGUUUUAGGAAACAUUAAAGACAAAACAAAACAGUGGCCACUUUUUAUAAAAAAGUAAUUUACUCUCAAUGCAACGAGACUUCAAUGUGGGUUUCCUUUUUUUUCUCUCUCCUGUGACUGAACACAACACAAAUCCACAAAAGAGCGAGGAGAGCCGUGAAGUCCUUCCCCUUGUUCACUUUUUUUUGAGACGUUUGCAUGGAGCCUUUCUGGUGCAUUUUACCCCUUUGUUCGUUCGUUUGUUUGGGAAGGGUCUGUUUCUCUCCCUUCCCGGUGAACAUGAAGAGUUGUACAUUGUGUAUAAUUGUUCAUUAGAAAGGACAGUUUUACAUAUAUUUAUUUUUUGUUUUAAUUUGAAAUGCCUGUGCAGGGGUUCCUUUAUGCAGAGUAAAAUAAAGAGCCAAUUCAAGAACUGAA
Messenger RNA from Anolis sagrei ordinatus, 15503 nucleotides. RefSeq names its product HECT and RLD domain containing E3 ubiquitin protein ligase family member 1 (gene HERC1). Gene Ontology annotation, molecular function: protein binding; ubiquitin-protein transferase activity. The record is from RefSeq and is a predicted model, not a curated record. NCBI's taxonomy places the organism in Eukaryota, Metazoa, Chordata, Lepidosauria, Squamata, Anolidae.